CCGGGUCGUGCGCUGUUGCCUGCAGCCUACGCGGCGGGCGGCUGCGGCGGCUGCGGCGGGGGUGGGGGGCAUGGCGGGCAUGUGGCGCUGGGGCCCACCGAUUCCGUGAACCUCUUAUAGCGGGGAACCCGCCAUUCCCGGCUCCCGAGAGCCCCCCACCCGGCCGCCGCUAUGUUACAGGAAAUCAGUGAGCAGGGCUCGGAAGCGGGAGAUGACAGUCUAUCUGCGAUUACCUACGAAUCAGACUUAGAGAUGAAAUCAAAAAAGAAAACUUUUCACAAAUAUCCACCAAGAUCACCAAAGUCUCCCUAUCAUACUAAGCCUAAACAGAUUGCGUCUUGGAGAUAUUUAAAGGCAACAGGGACAAUGCCUCUCAGUGGCAGAAUGGCUUUAACCCCACAGAAACUAUGGCUUGGACCCUCAAAACAAGGUCAUAGUCCUGGGGCCCCUGUUUAUAGAGAGAAGGAAGAUAUGUAUGAUGAGAUUAUUGAAUUGAAGAAGUCAUUACACUCUCAAAAAGGUGAUGUGGAUUUUAUGAAAACAAAACUUCGACGAUUAGAAGAAGAAAACAGCAGAAAGGAUCGGCAGAUUGAACACCUCCUGGAUCCUAAUCGAGGCUGUGAAUUUGCCCGGAGUAUGGUUGACAAAAGGCCUGGUACUGGCUGGGUCAUUAAUGGAUUAAAACAAAGAAUUAUAAAGUUGGAACAGCAGUGCAAAGAAAAGGACAAUACUAUCACUAAACUUCAGACGGAUAUAAAGAUGACUAAUUUGGAGGAAAUGAGGAUUGCCAUGGAGACUUAUUAUGAAGAGAUCCAUCGUCUCCAGGUUCUUUUGGCAAAUACUGAAACUACAGGAAAGAAGUCCCCAACUGACAAGAAGUCAACUCAGAAAAGGCAGAAGAAAUUGAGUGCUACUGUUCUCCACUUGUCUAGAAAUGUUCAGGAACUUCAAGAGGAGAACCAAAGCUUAAAAGAAGAUUUGGAUCGUGUGCUAAGCAAUUCCCCUAUUUCUAAUAAAGCAAAAGGUUAUAGUGAAUGGAGUAAACAAAGGCUAAUGAGACGAAUCUCAGAGUUGGAAAAGAAAGUGGGUGAGCUCGAGAACACAGGAUCUCAUUCCCCAGAACAGGUCAGAUUGGUUCCUUUGAUUCAGUCAGCACCAAACACAGCACCGCAGGAUCUACUGAGAUCUGAGCACUCUGAUGAGUGUGAUCGACUUCGAGGGAUAGUGAGAAAGUUGAAGGGGGACCGGAGCACUCUGCAAGCUCAGCUGUCUGAUAAAGAUUUGGAAAUGAAGCAGUUACUACAGGCAAAAGCUGCUUUGGAGAAGGAGCUGAAAAAAGUGGAGGAUACAGAAAAAGACAGAAAAGAGAAUGAAGAUACCAUGAGAGAGGAAAUUCAAAGACUUACCAAGAAGUUGCAAGAGACGGAAGUAGACCCACGAAAAAUUGAAGAUGACCCCAUGGAGAUAACACAUGAGGCUCAGGAAGAUGCCUUUAUCUCCUCCAACAUUACCUGUAUCCAGACUCGGCAAAGUUCUGUACCGCGUUCAAGUAAUGUGUCCUCUUGGCCUCCCACUUUCCAGUCUGCUACAAGAAACAAAGAGCACAGAAGAGAUAAAGCUGCCAGAAUUAUCCAAAAUCAAUGGAAGAUAUUUAAAAGAAAGAAAAAAGAGGCUAAUCUGGAUGAGGCGGCUGCUGUGCUGCAGGCAGUUUUCAGGGGACAUUUAGCACGGGAGAAGCUGUUUUCGAGCGAUACAUUUGGUUCAGAAUCUCCCAGCAUGCCCAGCUUUCCAAAUAAGAGAUCCAACACAUCCCGCUGUCAUAGUUCCUCAAUUUUGGUGGCUGAUAACAAGGAGGAAGACGAGGAGGCUAUUGCAGUCAUCCAAUCGAUUUUCAGGGCACACUCAACACGGAUGGGAUACCAUGCAAAAACAGGCUUUGAUUCUCCCAUAAAUGAAAAGAAUCCUAUUUCAGCAGUAUGCAAGAAAUCAACUUCUCUAGUCUCUGCACCAUCUUCUCUUGGUAAAGAAGAUAGUGAAGUUAGUAGCGAAGAGGCUGCAGAAGAAUUACCAGCUGAUGAUGAUGAGAGUAUGCAACCCAAAGACCUGAAGUCACUGGCUCAUCAACAAGCCUCUUGUGCUGUUUCCUCCCACACCCGGUUGCAGUCCAUUGUUGCUCCACCGGUGGAUGAAGUAAGCUCCGACGAUUCCGAUGAUAUUGUCAUCUCUCCAUCUCUGCCCAUGAAGAAAAAAAACUCUCCCCAUGUUAGCUCUAGGCUCUUGUAACUACCCACAGGAACGGCCCUACACAUACAGCUGCUCUUUAUUCCUGGAUGAGGUUAAGGCUAAAAGCAUAGAGGACUUCUUGAGCCUUUAUUCUCUAAUGCUGGAAGAGCAGUUGGAUUGGUAGGGAAAUGACAUCUAUUUACUCUUCUUAGAGAUUUAAGGCACAAGCUAGCCACAAUGCAAAAGUUAUGGCGAGUGGUAGAGGAUCAAAGAAAGCUUCAAGUAGAGUCCAGGGUAGUUUUUCCCUUUUUUUUUUUUUUUUUUGAAAGCAUCAUUAUCAGCAUUCUUAACAGCUGAGAGCUAUAUUUCAAUGAACAAAAGCUGAAUUUCAGUUUCUUGUAGUAAAGCUCUUGUGGACAUGAUACUUCCCAUAUUUCUGGGCAUAUCUACAACCUGCUUUAGAGCUCUGUACUGAGCAACACUACAACUCUUUAGAGCGGAGCUGGGUGAUUAUGCUACUGGGGAGGAAAAAAAGUAAAAAACACAAAAUUACAAACUGAAGAAAUUACAUUAAAAUUAUUUUUGAAAAUGUAUUAGAUUGAAUUAUAAACUGAAGAAGCUACAUUAAAAUUAUUUUUGAAAAUGUAUUAGAUUGGCUUAGCAAGGUGGCCUUACAAAGUCCAGCUACUGGUGUGGCAGGUUGAGGAGAGGAAAAGUCCCUGAUGACAAAGUGAAAAUGAAGUCAUCCUAUUCUGAUAUUUUAAAAACUCUUGGUUCUCAUCAUCAUUUGUUUUGUUCCUGCUACAUAUUGAAGACUACCCUUAAACCUUGGAUGGCUCUAACACUUGUAAAAGCUAUAAUUAACAGUAGGCCAACUGCUGAAUUCUUCCAGAAUCCAGCUGCCCCAAAUGGAAAGAGUGGCCAUGCUUGGAAGGAACAGUUGAAACCUUGGGGGUUACAUGUGUCAGAAGAGCACCUCAUCUUCUAUUAGGAAUAUUUUUUUUUCUCUUAGAAAAUCACAGAUGAGUCCUUUCUUUAAAAAUACACACACAGACCUAGUUUCCUCUUAAAUUGUUAUGUGUUAGGAUUUGAAAGGGAUGAAACUUCACAAUGCCCCUUGAUCAGAAGAGAUGUAAUGAAUUUUUAGAAAACAAGAUCAAACUGUUACAUUGAUACCCAGUUUUCUAGAAUCUUAUUCUAGAAUCCCAGUAUAAACUCCUUGUUCUGCAUUUCCUUGUAGCAUAAAGUGUGAGCACUGGCAUCAGGGAUGCAAGCAGGUGAGAUUGAUUUACAUGGAGAUUCUAUCUAAUGACCAGAUAAACUGUCUCCAAUACUCUGACCAUACAAAUUCUGUCUUCCUCAUAAGUGUGACAGAAUCAAGUCAACUCAGUAUUUAGAGUCUUCUGCAGUCAUCAUUCAGUUGGGCAGUUUUUAUAGAACUAGUUCAAAAGUGAAAAGAUUCAUUCAAACACCCAAAUCUUUUUGCAUUGUUAUUAAUUUUCAUGGUAUCAAAUUUUUUUGACUGGUGGCGUGAUUGAACUAUAUGAUGGUUUUCGCAUUUAGGGAAUUCAGCCUUAAAUUUAUUUCUUUGUGAUCUCCUUUCUUUCACUAGCUUCCAGAACUAAUCUAUUCAAUGAGGUAUAAGUACCAGGAGGAUUCAGUUAAAUCCAAGAAAUCCUUGUCUGUAACUACUCAGAUUAAAAAUUAGAGCUUAAAAAUUAAAAUUUCUAUUUACUACUGCCCCACUUAAAAAAAUAUUCAAUUGCUUUUUUGUGUCUGCUUUUUAAUUCUUGGGAAUUAAUGAUCCAAGAAGUUAUUUAUAACUUCCUGAGGAAGAGGGGAGAGUAAUAGCCUUCCUUUUCCUUUUAGGAUAUUUGGUUGUAUCUUCUUUUGAGCCCAAAGCUUCUUUUCUAGAUAAGGCUGUGGAGGGUGACUGGAUAACAGGCAACUGUCAACCCAAACAGUGGUUACCAGAGCAAACAAGCUAACAUGCCUCUGUCAAGUCAGAAAAGUUUGUUUAUUCUCUAGAAUGUCAAGAAUGAAACUGGAAGAAAGUACAAAUGGCCUUUAUAAUGUAAUCUGGAGGUGAGAAAGCACAACCCAUUUUCUUCAGCAUUUCUAACACGAUAAAAAGAAUUAUUUUUGUUGGUAGGCUUAUGUUUUCAAGUGGAUACCACUAGGAAUUGUAAAUAUGAUCAUUUUUUCUGUAUGUUAUAUUUAAAUACUGAAUUUAAGAGUUUUUUUUUUUUGAGGGGAAAAGGUAAAUAUAUAUUUAUUCCUUCUGUUACCUAAACUUCAUUUUCAAAGAGAUUUCUAAGGGAGCAAGUGCGCUUUGCAUUUCUGUUAGAACAAGAAAAUCCCAUUUAGCAGAAGAGGGGUAUGUACUACUCUUGUGUCCUUAAAUGCCUAUGCUUGGGGAUUCCUAUAGUUCUUUUCCUGGAGAAAACCAUAGGCUGUUUUCAGCUUCUGGUGUGUCUUACGGGUGCCCUUCUAUGUAUGGUCUUUUCUGUUGUGUGCCACAUAAAUUAAAAUUGGCAGAAAAAACUGCUAGGGUGUUUGGCAGAAAGAGAAAAUGUGCCAAAUCCAAGUGUGACUUGUGGAUAUGAAGAGAAAAGGAAGCUUCUCGGGCUGACAUGCCUAGCUGAAGAAAAUAGGCCUCUUUCUCCAGAUUGUGCAUUUUCCUUCAGUUGAAACAGAAUCUCUUAAUAUUUUACUGCCUAGAGUAUGUCCCCCUCCAUGAUCUAUCUAUAUACUUGCACCUUUAUUUGAGUAUCUUAGAAAAUUGUCCAUUUGCCUGAGCAGAAAACAGUUGCAUUUAUUGAAAGGACCUCAGAAGAAAACCAAGUGCCUGUAUGAGUGUUUCUGGAUUAGUCUAUAGGUGAAGAUUUUUGAAGUGAGAAUUCUCACUGUUUGUGGAAUAAACUAGGACUUUUAUUCUAAAAAUCAUGUUUUCACAUUACAAAAGCCUAAUUAUACUCUGAUAGUCUCUAUGGGUAGGCUGAGACUCAGACCACCUCCCUGAAGAUGGUGACUCAUACCUUUGAAGGGAGGACUUGUAUUGCUAUCUUCUGUAUCUUCUCUUGGAGAAGGAAAUGGCAAAACAUUCCAGUAUCGUUGCCAAGAAAACCCCAAAUGGGGUAAUGAGGAUUUUGACAUGCUUGAAAAAUGACAACUGAACCUCUGGAUAAAUAGGACUGCAGGUCAUAGGCCUAUUUGCUUAAACAUUUUUCACCCCAAUACCACGGCAUUCCUUUGAAAACUACAUAAGAAAAGAAGAUGUUACUGUUUUUAGAAUGUAAAAAGUUUAAUUUUGAAGGAAAAAAACCCUAAAUUCUCAAUUUCAGAUAUUUUAGAAGUGAUCCAUGAAUAGAAAGCUUAAUUUUAGUUAUGGAACUUUUCAUCAUUUUUUUUCCCAAACGUGUUUGUUUAUUUUUUUAAUGUCAGCAACCAUUGAAUUUAGUGAACUGAGAGGACUUUUUAUUUGUGGCUUAUAGCUCACAUCAGCAUUCUCAGCCAAAGGAAACUGAGUGGCUACUUCACAAUGGCUUCCAUUUUGUCCCCUCAGUGGAAAUACUGUCUGAGCAGUUUCUAUGGGCUGCCGCCAAGAACCCUCCAUCCCCACCACUGCCUGUUCUGUGGAACCAACCUUCCUCACUGGAUGUAUUACUACUCCUGCUGAGCUUUCAUAACCAUAAUUGUUCUCUUCUAUAGGGACUGGGGGAGAGAGGAGAGAAAUACCCUUCUCAGGAGCUAGGAAUAGGUUGCUCAAUUAGCUUUUUUGAAGAUGCCUUUAGAGCUACAUGGGAGUGACUUCUACUUAAUCUAAGUGGUGGUACCUCUGUAUAAAUCACUUGCUUCAGAUUCACCCACUGGACUUGGGGAUACUGGGAAAAGGAAGUGGGGGCAUGUGGAAUAGACAGAUGUCGAGGCCAGAGUGAUGUAGCUUCAUAAGUCUUUUCUGGGUUAGAGAGUGUUUAGAUAAUGCAAACCAUUAAAAGGGGACUUCAUUACUGAAUUAGACAGCAAUGCAAAACUUAGCAAACCACAUUAGAAUCCAAUAUAAGGACAUACAGUUUUAAAAAACUGAAUUGUAAAAUGUUUUAAAUGGAGUUAAAUCUAAAACACUGGAAGUGUUUGUUUCUUAAACCCAGAGAAAGUGAAACUAUUGCAGUGGAAGGUGUAGAUUGAUUCCUUGGUAUCAGAAAAAGGGAUUUGCCAGCAAAGGGAAGAAGUGCCCACUUAAGAGGGUCAAACCAAACAGUGUCUGAACAGAACAUAUCUUCCAGCAGACUAUGAAAUACAAUAGGUAUAAAACUGCUUAGACUUGAUGAUAAAAAGCAGGGUAGAGAGAUAUAAGGGGAAGAAGCUUAAGAUGUUAGAAAUGUUUACAUUUCUUAUACCAUUCUUGUUAAAGAAACAUUGCAAAAAGAAAUGAAUGAUUCUAAUUAAAAAGAUUUCAUUUGACAUCCACUCACCAUUACUCCCAAAAAGAAAAAUGGAAGAAGUAUCACCUUGGUUCAACCCAAAUGGGUCAGAGUCCAUUCUCCCUUUUCCUCUUUCCCAAUGACAAAACCAAUUAUUUAGGAAAAAGACCAUCUUGGCUUGAAUCUAUCAACACAGGUCCAGCCAAGGCUUAUGUCCAAGAAAUAAAUGUUCUCUGCAGAAAAGACCAAUGACCUUGUAAAGUCUUCAAGGUACAAAUGAAAAUUAAAUUGCACUAUAACUUGUCUAAUUGCAAAGGCUACAUUUUUUGGUUAUGGAAGCUCAGCUUGCAUGUUGCUCUUCUAUAAUCUAUAGCAAUUUACAUUAGGCUUGAGGAAGCAAGAGUGUGAUGCAGCAUGUACAACAGCAUGAUGCCAUGACAAAUUCUGAACUUACAUUUUUCAUAUUGUCCCAUCUUCAAGUGCCUAAAACCUAAUAAAUGUGGUAUACUAUUUUACCCGGUCCUUUACUGAUCAUGGUUAAAUAAUAUUUUUUAAGUUAGAAAAAUUAGGAAAAUUCUGAAAAGAAUGAAUUGUAAAACUAUUAACUUGAAUUGCCAGAAAGAGCAUUGCUUUUAAUGGUUUCUUAAAUUUUUUUAUUUAGAACUAUUCUAAUCUUGUCAAUAAUUUAUAUGUAAAUCUCUUGGAAUGGGAAAGAUUUUUACUUUGCCUCAUCAUUAUUCUUUGUAAAUAAAAGUUGUUUUGCAGAAUAA
Molecule: messenger RNA, 7417 nt
Organism: Antechinus flavipes (yellow-footed antechinus)
Lineage: Eukaryota; Metazoa; Chordata; Mammalia; Dasyuromorphia; Dasyuridae
Gene: IQCE
Product: IQ motif containing E
Exons: 22
Coding region: 172-2283 (703 amino acids)
Molecular function (GO): protein binding
Source: RefSeq, a predicted model, not a curated record